GCAGAAGGGAGGGGACGUGCCGCGCCGAGCUUUGCCUCCCUGCCCUCCACCUCCGCAGCGAGUUUCCGUACCUUCGGGCGGACUUAGAGAACGCGCACGUUUGAGCCGGUCUGGGCGCACGCUGCCAGUCUAGUUUCUGCUGGGCACCCAGGCCCUCAGCGUUGGCCCUCUAGGUUUCCUGCUGCUCGGUUCUCCAGGCCGCUUAUACAGAUUGCUAGUUUCUGGUCCAGCCCACUCGGCACAGAAGCCUCAAAGGGCCUCCGCCCCCUUCUUCUAUUCUUUAAUUAGCAAAUCCCAGUGCUUGCUGUGUGGGCAAAGUUCCUCUGUAAGGAGCCCCAGUUACUUUUGCUCCUACUGGCAGCCCGUCUUGCCUUAGAGACCUGUUUCUUCUACUGACCUAGAAAGGAAAGUCUCCUAGACCGCAUGACCACUUUUUGAGAGCCUCAGGAGCAUCCAGCAAAAAAAGUUUAGCGCACCACAGGUUGUAUAGCCUGAUGAUGUUGUUCUUAAUGGUCACAAUUCCCUUUCUGGUUUCAGGUUUCUGAAACAGAUCGUGAGCCUCGAUGAGAGACUUCAACUGGAAAACCAGUACUGGCAGACUUUUUUUUCAGACAGUAGGCAGGAGCCAGGCAAAGUCCAAGGAUUCUUGGAACACCUCUCUUUCCUUUGGAGGACACUAAGUUCUAUUUGAAGACAAAGGCAGUUCAGUAUGGCAGCAGGACUGAAGGGACACAGAGGAGUCAUUACAGUGAUUUGGUGACAGUUCUUCAAACGACAGUGUCUUAAGGAAAAGUGGAUCAAGAAACUCCUGAACUUUUGGGUUGCAUUAAGUGAGAAAUCAGCAUGGCUCAGGCAAGUCUCCUGGCUUGUGAAGGCCUAGCAGGUGUGAGUUUGGUUCCCACUGCAGCCAGCAAGAAGAUGAUGCUGAGCCAGAUUGCCAGCAAGCAGGCCGAGAAUGGCGAGCGGGCAGGUAGCCCUGAUGUGCUGAGGUGCUCAAGUCAGGGCCACCGAAAAGACAGCGAUAAGUCCCGAAGCCGCAAAGAUGAUGACAGCUUGGCUGAGGCCUCUCAUUCAAAAAAGACUGUUAAAAAGGUGGUGGUAGUGGAACAAAAUGGUUCUUUUCAAGUAAAGAUCCCCAAAAAUUUUAUUUGUCAACACUGCUUUGGAGCCUUUAGGAGCAGUUACCACCUCAAGAGGCACAUCCUUAUUCACACUGGUGAGAAGCCAUUUGAGUGUGAUAUAUGUGAUAUGCGCUUCAUCCAGAAGUAUCACCUGGAGCGCCACAAGCGUGUACACAGUGGCGAAAAGCCUUACCAGUGUGAACGGUGUCAUCAGUGUUUUUCUCGGACAGAUCGAUUACUCAGACACAAACGGAUGUGCCAAGGGUGCCAGUCCAAGACUUCCGAUGGGCAGUUUUCUUUAUAGGUGCAAGGGGCCCCAGGUGGUGGGAAUGAUCAGAAGAAUCUACCGAAGAGCGCACCCCCUCUGGUCGAUGGUCCCACCACCACCCCAUCUGUACCUGCCCCCUCCUGGAAGAGUGGACCCAGGAGACCAGAAGAGUACAUCAGGGGACAGCAGCCUCAAAGCCUCAGUUCUGUAAAUAAUCUGAGACUAUGAGUAUCUUGGGGAAGUUCUACAGCAUCCCUGGGUGGGGGAACUAGUCCCUGGACCCUUGGCUGAGGUCGUAAGAGGGGGAGUCAAGGUACAGGACCAAGACUGAAGUGUGGCUCCCACAACCUUGGACUCCAGCUGGCAGCUGAAAAGGAAAAGAUUGGGGAAAAGGAUUUUUUGUUAGUUUUGUUCUUGUUUUUGUUUAUCCAAAAGCAAUUUCAGCAGGUAAACUAUGGAUACAGGUAAUCUGGAUGCAUAGAGUCCUGGUACAAAGCAGGGACUAUGGCUGGUCCAGCCCUCCCCAAAAAUUGAGUUUUUAGUUGCAGUUGAUCCUCAGUAUUCCACAGCCCUGCGCCUCACCUCCUAUCUGAGGGAGAAUAGGAUCAGGGGUGGCAGCUGAGCUUACUUGGGCCUCCUUAUACACUGUAGGGACAAAAGGAAGAACAGUGGAAGGAGCUGACAAGGGCUGGAUCCAAGAAGAGUGGACAGGUACCUCUUCCUCAGGGGACAAGCAAGAGUUGUGCCCAUGGGUAUUAUAAUGGCCCAUGCCACACAGGUACCUGAUGGGGUCAGCUCAAGUGCCUUUUGGAGGAAACUUGAGUGGGAGUGGCCCAUAAAGCCCGUUUCUUCUCUCUUUGGGAAGUUGAUCUUGGAGAGAGUUUGUGGCUACCUCACUGCCAUUGACUUCUAAAGACAGACAGACGUGUUGAUCGGGAGUCAUGGAUGUCAAAGUGGGUUCUCUUUGUGCCCUCUUAGGAACAGCCCAAGACUAGUCCAAAGUUGGGCAACAGCUGUUGGGGAAAAAAACAAAUUUGGUGUCCUCUGACAUGACUGUUGAGCAGUAGGAGCUGUUCUGCCUGCCCAAGUCCUAUCACUGUAUUCAGGUAGAGGAGAUAGAGAUCUGGUUUUUUGUCCCAAAGAACAAGAUCUUGGCUUCCUUCUUGAUGGCCAUUCCUACCCAGUGAAGAAUGGUGGGAGUGGGUGGAGCCUGCAGAGAAAGAACUGAGGGAGAAACCUAAUGUAGGUGGGUUUUAUUCUUAACCAGUAUUCUUUGCUCCUUGCUGCUCCCACACCACCAUCCUAUCCACUCCCCAAAAAGUGACCAGGGGUAUAUGUGUGUAUGUGAUGAGUGUUCGUGUUUGUGUGCUUGGAGGAGAUAGCAUAUUAUUGAGCCAAACCCUUCUCAGGCCCUCACCUUCAGGGAGGAUGAACAUAAAACAGCAUUCUCCCCCCACCCAGACCUGAAGGUUGCUUGAGGUUCCAGCAGGAGCUGAGGAACUCAGUUUAGGGGACAGGAGAGCUUUGUUUUGGAGGGUUUUAAAAAAUUGAUUGAAUAGACUGGUUGUUAGGGUGUUUCCAAUCCAGGCCAGGGACUUGUGAACAUGAACUUUCUAAGGUGAAAUAAAAAUCUUUCUUCCUGCUAAGGAAAGGAUCCUUAUGGGAGUUGCUGGGGAUUGGUUGACCCCCCCACUGUGGCCUGCCCUGACCUGUGGGGACAGGGGAACUGUCUUGGAAUAAUCAUGGAGACCAGGUGAACCUGAGCACCAAGUUGUCAGUGGAGGUCUGAGAUGGCAACCUCCAGGAAGUGUGGUUUCAUUUUCCAGGAAACGUAGAGAAUAAACAGCAGCAGCAACCUCCUGGCUAUUUUCAAGGUGGGGUUCUUCCAUAUUUCUGAGGUAUGAACAUUUUAGGGGAAAAAAAAGGAGGUAGGGGACCUUUUAGAUUUUCCCUGAUAGCAUCUGAGAUCCCUUGGGGGAGACGCUGGGGAAUGUGUUUGCUGCCUUGCACUCUUCCAGCUUUAUGUUGAAGCUCCUGUCUGAUGUCCAGAACCUAGACCUCAGUCCUUGGAUUUGUCCUGUGGUCCCUGCAAGCAGGGGCAUCUCGCUGCAUGUGAGCCAGCCCCCUUACUGUUAGAGAGCUCUGAUGGGGCUGGGUUUUUUCUUUUUCACCUCUAGGAAUAUAUUCUGGGAAGCAGGACACAUUAAGAAAAAUUUAUCCCCCCAAAAGCGCUUUUGAAAAUAGGAGGGUUCUCCCUGCCACUUGGAGCUAGUCCAAGAUUGGAGUGUGUGUGGAGAGAAUCACAGGCGUGAUUGAUAACCCUCAGUUAUCAGAACUAGAUCAGUGUGUGCCCUGGCCCUUCACACAGGCCUUGGCUUCCUGCCUGGAUGGGUGUGAGGGAAGGAAUUUCUGGUCAUAUGUGCAAAGGACCAUACCAGAACCACCCCUGCCAAGGAUUGAAGGGCAGGAAGGAAUUCAGGAGCAUGUGGUUAGUUCAGUUGUGCAGGUGCUGCUGUUCUAGGGCAGUGGAUGUGUGAGGAGCAAAUGGGUGAGAGGAGUGACUUAACACCCAGAGGGCCCAGGAGCCCGACCUAUACCCCAGGGAAACCACAGACUUAAGAUGGCUGCAAAGGCUUCUAGGUCCAAUGCUCCACCCCUUCUGCAGGGGUGGGGCCUAGCACUGGAAAGAUGUCUCAGGUGUGUUUGGAGUGAGGGGAAAGGGAGAUAAGGCAGGCUCUCAGAAACCAGGUUGUGGAGUUCCGGGACCUGGGAAAAAGAAUAGCACCAGUUUCUGGGUGAGCUGCUGCCCCAGGCCCUGCCAGCCCUGCCCUUCCCAGCACCCCGAGUGUUUUCCGUCCACCCUCCAACAGCCUCUUGUCAUCACUUAGCUACUGAUCGUGCCCCAUGGCUUGAUAUGGGAGGGUUAAAUGAGGAGUGGAGUCCUGCCACAACUUUUAACCUUCUCCCCCAGAUGCCCUUUGCCUCUCCUAUGGCCCUGGGGCUUUUAUCUUCAACAAUCCCUCUCCUACCCUUCCUCUCUACCCUCUUUUUUUUUUUUUUUAAUAUACUUAUUUUGCUAUUGGGGGAGGGGAAUAUCAAAUGAACAAGAUCACUUUUAAAUGGUAGUUUUUAUAAGAUGUUAUAAACUUGUAUCUUUUUACCAUUAAAGUGCAGUGUAUGUUCCUUCGUGAUAUAUUUAGGAUAUUUAAUAAAAAGAAAAUGGGGCUUUUCUACAUACUGUCUCCUCCUUUGGAAAAAUAGUCUUUGGGGACACUUUUUCACUGGGGCCUGAGUGGUUUUCCUUCAUCCCCCAAGUAUGACCACCACACAACUUUGAGCACCCUAUAGACCACUCUGUCUCCCAUUCUACAGAGGAGCAGUAAGUAGAAGUAAAGAGCAUUAAUUAAUUCUGAACAAGAGAGAGAAUGCAUACAGCAAGCAGAAUGAGCUUAAAUAUCAGCAAAUGUAGUGUUUCUCAGUGUGUGUUCUGUAGCCC
Molecule: messenger RNA, 4885 nt
Organism: Trichechus manatus latirostris (Florida manatee)
Lineage: Eukaryota; Metazoa; Chordata; Mammalia; Sirenia; Trichechidae
Gene: ZNF740
Product: zinc finger protein 740
Exons: 6
Coding region: 844-1425 (193 amino acids)
Biological process (GO): regulation of transcription by RNA polymerase II
Cellular component (GO): nucleus
Molecular function (GO): DNA-binding transcription factor activity, RNA polymerase II-specific
Source: RefSeq, a predicted model, not a curated record